AUGAAUGCGAAGGCAGAGGCGGAGCAUGAUCCCACAGUCCGGACCUUCACCAACUGGCUGGCCGAGAUGAAGGUCCAAAACAACAGGACCGUGCAAGAGAUUCUUUCCGAGACGUCCAUCAUCCGCGACAGCAUAACGGCGAACAACAUGGAACUGACAGACUUCAAGCGCCAUUCAAGCAGUAUUUCCCAACAGAUGCAGUCUCAGCUCACCGACCUGCGAGAGAAGUUGACCAGUGCCUUCGGGGAAAUCACGGCUUUGGUGAAGCAGAAGACACAAUCCGACUCGGAGAUGAUGCAGGAUGUGAACACACUGCAGCAGAACCUCUCUCAGAAGACCUACGAGCUCGAAGCUCUCAAGAAAUCCUAUUCCCAGGCACACCAGCACUUACAAAGCUCCCUCAUCCAGAUGCAGAACCAUUUGCAAGUCACUCAGAAUGAGGUGAGUACGGCCAAGUCUUCUUGUGAGCGUGUGCAGCGGGAAAGCACACAACGGUUCUCGCAGCUGGAAUCCAGCCUCAAGUCGAUGACGGAGGACUACAGCCGCGGGACAGGGGAGGUUCAUAAGCAGAUGCGGCAGCAACUCGGACUCUCAACAAGCUCCGCGAGCUACAAGAGGUUUUGCGAGCGACUUUGCCACGGCUCACGACGUUCAGUGUCUCCGCGGCUCUGCUGGGUGCCACCGUUCCGGGAAGAUUAUUGGGUUUUCGUAAGUCUUCAGAGAAGUCAGUGUCAUCCCUGA
Messenger RNA from Symbiodinium necroappetens, 741 nucleotides. The record is from the annotation of a GenBank genome assembly. NCBI's taxonomy places the organism in Eukaryota, Dinophyceae, Suessiales, Symbiodiniaceae.